AUGUUGCUUGUACAGAACAUAUUGGUUAUACUGGUUUCUGUUAGCUGUCUAAUAAGUGCAGAACCGCAAAACUACAAUGAAGUAUACCAAAAACUACAGCAGCAUCUGGAAUCUAUGAAAUUGGAAAAUGAGGCAAGAUUUAUGAAAACAGAUACUAUAAUCGCAAAUAUGGAGGAAAGAAUAUCGCAGCAAAAUGAAAUCAUCCGCAAACAACAAAAACUCAUAGAACGCCUACAAAGAAACCAAGAACUCCAAAAGCAUACACGUCAAGUUUCAGUCCAGAAGAAAGUUGCUUUUACCUACAGGACAUCAGGUGACCAAAGUAGCUUAGGAUCAGACCAAACUAUCAAAUUUGACCGACGAAUGACCGACGUAUCCAACAGUUACAGUGCAUCAACUGGAAUUUUCACCGCACCAGUUGGCGGCUACUACGCGUUCGUAUUGGAUACAAGGACACUUCCAGGGAGAAUCUGCUGGAUAGAUGCCGUCAAAAACGGAUAUCCAAUAGCAACCAACUACAUGGAAGCACCUAGUGGUCAAGAAGACAGUGAGACAUCAUUUGCUGUCGUUCGUUUAGACACAGGAGACCAAGUAUGGGUUCGCAACAAGGUCUAUCAUGGACAUUCUUGUGGAAUUGAUGACUUGGCAAACUUUUCCGGAUUUUUGCUGUAUCAAGAUUUAUAAAAUAACAGAAACGUAA
Molecule: messenger RNA, 700 nt
Organism: Mytilus californianus (California mussel)
Lineage: Eukaryota; Metazoa; Mollusca; Bivalvia; Mytilida; Mytilidae
Product: collagen alpha-1(VIII) chain-like
Exons: 3
Coding region: 1-684 (227 amino acids)
Molecular function (GO): protein binding
Source: RefSeq, a predicted model, not a curated record